CUGCAAUCUGCUCUGUGGCGUGUCAGAGCAAUUUAUCCUAAAUUGCUCAAUUUUUUAAGUCGAAGGAGGAUAUUUAUCCAUUCAUAUAGCUCUAGAGAUUUUUGAGUUGAAUGUGAUAAAGUUGAAAUAUGUUGCAUAGUUGAAUCAAAGCUGUCGAGUCUUCUAAACCCCUUUUAGUUUAAGAAAGUUUUUUUCCCCAUUUUUUCCCACCUAAGUCAGACUUUACAGCUACAUUUUUUUUUUCUAAGUUUUGUUCGGUCAAUGAUUUUGAUCCGGAUUUAUGAAAAUUUUAUGGUAAAAGUUUUGAAUUUAUCCAUAUUUUUUUAUUAAUUUAAAAUAUCGAAAUGUAAAGAACACAGAAAGCAUUUAUUAUUGCGUUGGAGAGGGAUCUCAGCUGGAGUCUCUUUCUUCUCUUUCGCUACUCUUUUCUUCCCCCUUUCCCUUCUCCAUACCACCUCACAUGGCCUCACUGCCGCUUGGGGCCCAUCAUCCGCCUCCGCAGCCCGAGCACGACGCCUUCAAUCCCACCGCCCCUCCCCGGAGCUCUCAGAUGGACGAGGGCAAGCAAGUUUCAGUUCCUGAGGAAAAUGAUGCAGUCACUGGUCAUAUAAUCUCCACCACCAUUGGAGGAAAGAAUGGUGAACCUAAGCAGACCAUUAGUUACAUGGCGGAGCGUGUUGUUGGAACUGGCUCAUUUGGGAUUGUAUUCCAGGCCAAAUGUCUGGAAACAGGAGAAACUGUUGCUAUAAAAAAGGUUUUGCAGGAUCGUAAAUACAAAAAUCGUGAGUUGCAGUUGAUGCGCUCAAUGGAUCAUUCAAAUGUGAUAUCUUUGAAGCAUUGUUUUUUCUCCACCACAAGCAAAGACGAACUUUUUCUCAAUCUGGUAAUGGAAUAUGUACCAGAAACUUUAUAUCGAGUUCUAAGACAUUACAGUAGUGUGAAUCAAAGGAUGCCACUUUUCUAUGUGAAGCUAUAUACGUAUCAGUUAUUUAGAGGUUUGGCUUAUAGUCAUACAGUUCCUGGUAUCUGUCAUAGAGAUGUAAAACCACAAAAUGUCUUGGUAGAUCCUCAUACUCACCAAGUCAAGCUAUGUGAUUUUGGAAGUGCAAAGGUUUUGGUCAAGGGUGAACCCAACAUUUCAUACAUUUGCUCUCGUUAUUAUCGUGCUCCAGAGCUUAUUUUUGGAGCAAUAGAAUAUGGAACAUCUAUUGAUAUUUGGUCAGCAGGAUGUGUCCUUGCUGAAUUGCUCCUUGGUCAGCCAUUGUUUCCGGGAGAAAGUGCAGUAGAUCAGCUUGUGGAAGUAAUUAAGGUUCUUGGAACUCCAACUCGGGAGGAAAUCCGGUGCAUGAAUCCUAACUAUACAGACUUUAGAUUUCCACAGAUAAAAGCUCAUCCAUGGCACAAGAUAUUCCAUAAAAGAAUGCCACCAGAGGCAAUAGACCUUACAUCUCGCCUUCUCCAAUACUCUCCAAAUUUUCGCUGUACCGCUUUGGAAGCAUGUGCUCAUCCUUUUUUUGAUGAACUAAGAGAACCAAAUGCAAGGCUGCCAAAUGGUCGUCCUCUGCCUCCUCUUUUUAACUUCAAGCAGGAGUUAGCAAGUGCAUCCCCAGAGCUCAUCCACAAAUUGAUUCCAGGACAUAUGAGGCGGUAACCUGGUUUCAGUUUCUAGCGGUUGCCUGCGAGAUAUUAAAAUUAUCUCCUUAGAAUAUUCUUAUCGAAAGCAAGUAAUCGACAAUGCAGUGUUCAUGCCAUGGUAAAGUCCAGUAAGGACACUCAGUGUGAGCUGCAAAACUGGAGCUGCUGAUGGGUUGUAUGAUGGAUUCCGAUAUCUUAUCCCUGCUUUUCAUUCUUUUGUAGUUUGUACAAGGUAGUUAAUAGAAUGAAUAUAAUGAUGUAGCUUAUGAUGGCUUGUAAAUUAUCUCUGCCUUGUAGAUUGUCCAAUGAAGGCUCAAACCCUGUUUAUUUGAUAAUGUCAAGUGUAUGGUAAGGUUGGAGAAUUGGGCGUAGUUCAUGUUUCUUUCUGUUUUAAUCCUUUCUUGUAUUGUAUAAAAUGUAUCAACUCAAGUUUGACAUUUUCUGCAUUUGGGGAAAA
Molecule: messenger RNA, 2092 nt
Organism: Zingiber officinale
Lineage: Eukaryota; Viridiplantae; Streptophyta; Magnoliopsida; Zingiberales; Zingiberaceae
Product: shaggy-related protein kinase iota-like
Exons: 12
Coding region: 461-1651 (396 amino acids)
Biological process (GO): protein phosphorylation; signal transduction
Cellular component (GO): cytoplasm
Molecular function (GO): ATP binding; protein serine/threonine kinase activity
Source: RefSeq, a predicted model, not a curated record